Molecule: messenger RNA, 2105 nt
Organism: Penaeus vannamei (Pacific white shrimp)
Lineage: Eukaryota; Metazoa; Arthropoda; Malacostraca; Decapoda; Penaeidae
Source: RefSeq, a predicted model, not a curated record
UGCGCAUUGCUGUGUUUUCAAACUGUAGUACAUUUUACACCUAUAACCUUUAGUACAUGUACCUUUAGUCUUCCUAUUUCACGGGUAAGCCCUGUAAAAACAAUAAUUACUACAACUGACAAAGAGUGAACAUUAUGACAUCAAGCAGAAAGUUAACCUAAAAUAUAUACCGUGUGCAUGGAACUACAGGAAGCCAUCCCUGUGGUAUUUCAGCGUCAGCAAAUCCUUUUCCUGUCUUUCUUUGAACUUUUCUGAGCACGCGUUUCUUCCACAUGGCGGUCCUUGUGUUUUUAUUAGUUUAGUUUAUUUCUAUUUAUUUAUUUUUUGCUUCUGCUUCCGGGAUUGAAUAUUUGUCGCGAAACCAAGAUGAAAACCUAAACAAACACUUACCACUAUGAAAACACAAGCAAGAAUUUAGAUUCGUACAAUAAAAGAAAGAAAGAAACGAAAACCGACAGCAAAGGAGACUCAUAUAAUUCUUUAAGAGGAACAUGUUGACUUCUGGGCGCUUUUCCUCCCCUAAUUUGGACUCAAAAAAAACUUUUUAACAAUAGGAAGAAAAUGGAAAGUUCUGAAUCCACAAAGACAUCAUUUUCGCGUUUCCUUUCGCUCUCUUGGCUGCCUCGCAGUUUCCUGUCAUUUAUCUUCGUUCUUCUUUACCACACACGAAUAUUCCAGACCCGUUAAUGAAAGCCAUAAAAAAAUAAGAGGAUAAACAUAAAGAGCGAAAAUCAGUAACAUAGUCUCAACUCGGAACAAGAGGAGACUUCAUGACCCAAAGUCUCGCAAAUAACGACCCCAGCGACAUGUGGCACCCCUGCCUUCCUUUCUGUGUGUGACAACGUUUGUCCCGCCACUCCACACGCAAGCCAGAGGCGGCGUUCGUUCUGUGAAUGUCCUACCUGUUCCUCAAGGAGAGAGCUAUCAAUAACACUCACACACGGAUGAUGUCCUUCAACCGAACCACCUCACUCGGCGUGGGUCUUGGAGGGCGAAGGACCGAGGAAGAGAUCUUCCUGUUGAGCUUCAUCGCGGCUGCGCUUUGUCUCGGCGUGAUAGCGAGCUUGGCCAUCGCCUUCUUCCUUCUCUCGUGGCUUCUCUGCAGCCUCGUGGAGACCAGGCGCAACGCCGCCGUCCACCGCGCCAGCAUGGAGGACGACCCUCUCCACGCCGCGAGAGAGGAGGUCGAAUACGACGACGUCGAGGCCGAGCCGCGGCCGCCCGUGCCUCCGCCUCGCCCCACCUCCGAGCGCUUCUUCCCUCCUCAUCUCACAGUGCUCCUGUCGUGGCACCGGCGAGGGUUCGUGACCUCUGACCCCAGCUGCGUGCCAGGGGCCGCCGAAGAAGCCUGGCUGUGGGGCGGCCGGUCCUGACCAGUUCUUCAGGAGCAUUUGUAGUUUGUAAUGCAAUGUUGAUGGACUAGAAGGCGGUACCUUAUUUGUAACUUGUCUACUGUCGAUGUUUUUAAGGUACUGAAUCAAUUACACAUAACGGAAUUUUUAUAUGUAUGACGUAUUUUCUAUCACAUAUUUAUAUAUUUACAGUCACCGUACUUGUAUGUUUAUUUUAAAGACUAAAACUCUGUGAUCAUUGCAAUAUGAAGGACAAUCGAGAAAAUGUGGCUAUAACAGUGGUUAUUCAGGAAGCCUAAAAGUGAUUUUGACACCAUGACACACACACACACACACACACACACACACACACACACACACACACACACACACACACACACACACACACACACACACACAGUUUGUGUGUUAUAAAUGGCAUAAAGUUUGGCUAAAAACGCAAAUUACGUUUUAAUUGGAACUCCUUCGUUGAAAAAUAAUAUUGACCUAGUCAUUUAUAUAAUCUGUGAGCACAGUGGAAUUUUCUUACAUUAGUGCAGCAAGGCCUUUAUCACUCAAAGGUAAAAUAUGUUUAAAUACGUUAAGAUGCAUUAAAUGGCUUCAGGUUUACGAUAACAAUAUAUAAUUUGGGGCACAUUAUGACGAACCAAAGAUUUAAAUUCCGCAUCAUUUCGAAUUAACUUCUGAAAGAUAAUGUAAGCAGCCAUACUUAUAAAAAAGUAAAUUAAAACAAUGGUAAGAAUAUUCAAAACA